Messenger RNA from Chiloscyllium plagiosum (whitespotted bambooshark), 1969 nucleotides. The record is from RefSeq and is a predicted model, not a curated record. NCBI's taxonomy places the organism in Eukaryota, Metazoa, Chordata, Chondrichthyes, Orectolobiformes, Hemiscylliidae.
UUUGGUUGAGCGACCCUAGAGUCAGUGAAGGUAAAGGAGCAGGAAUAGCGAGAGGUGACCAAAUUCUAACCUAACCUUUACCCUUCGCCACUGGACCUCCCAGCGGAAGGCUCAGCAGGAGGACCUGGACCAUCGUAGGUGCAGUUACCACUCACAAUGGAGAGUCCAGACUGUCUGUUGGAUGUGAAGACGGAGACACCACCAGAGGAAGAGGCAUUAGCUGUUCUCCACUAUGAGGAGCAGAUCACAGAGUUACUUGUUGUUAUUGCUGAGUUGAAUCGGAAGAUUGACAGACUGACAGUAUCAACCAUCAGGGAGGAAGAUGAAUACCUGGACACUUUCUCAGACAUUAGUGACUCUCCGUAUCUUGAAAACAACACGUGUCUCCAUCCAGACCCAAGUCAACCAACAGUCUCCAAUUGCCCAGGACAACCUUGUCAACUACCAGGGAGUGCUGGUGAAUCCGGUGAGCUGUCACAGAAACUGCAGCAGGUAUUGACAGAGCUGGAGGAGACGGUGCGCACCCGCAGAACAGAGAUCGCACCGUGCUGUGCUGACCCUGGUGAGGAAGAGCAGUCAGCACUGGCACACUGGUCACUGGUCACUCAGACGAUCGAGGAGGUGGAGCGGGAGUUGGGUGUUGACCUGAGCCCUGAGCUGCAGGAGGAGAGGAGCCAAUGGGAGGCCGAACUGGAUUGUCUGAGGGAGAAGAAUCAACAUCUGUCUGACCAGCUUGUCCAGAAGAACCAGGAACUGUGGCGGGUUUCCAGUGCCCUCGCUGGGAUUCAGCAGGACAGGGACAAACUCCAGCUCAAGGCUGAUGACCUGCUGUCAUCUCUCCAGAGUCUGCAGCAGAACGUGACGACCUCACCACCCGCCAGCCCAUUCCCUAGUAUCAUGGACACGGGCACAACUGGAUGCAGCACAAUCAAUACUGAGCUUCAGGCUCUUGGGAACAAUGAUCCAGGGCUUAUGGUCGAAAGGUUGAUCCAGUCAUUCCAGGAUUGCUCUGGCAUCCAAGACAUUUUCCAGUUCCUUUGCAGAUACGGAUCCAACGUAUCCAGAGUAAGGAUCCAGGAUUCAGAAAGAGAAGCAGAUCAGCUGAGGAAGUAAGAAACUGGUUUAAUUCCAUGGAAUUCUCUGGAGGUGACCUUGCUAAUUAGACUGGGAUUUGUGACUAACCUUCCCGAUUCCUUGGGGAUAAUUGAGGUGGGCCCUGUUCAUCAACCGUGGGAUCAGGCAACGCAGGAGGAGGCCGGUUCGAUUAUCACUUUCAACUCUAUGACAUUUUACUGAACCAUCUCACCUCAUUCCUGCCCCCAGUAACUUUACCCCGGAUCACUUAUCUCUGGAAAUACAGCUACCUUUUUCAACAUAAUUAUCAAUUCUGCCUCCUUUCACAACUCACCGUGUGAGAAAAGCUCCCCUCAUUUUGUUUUCUGAAUGAAUUGUCUUAGAUUUCUCUCUCUCUCUCUCUCGCGUUACUGAACUUUCUGCUGCUGGAAACCAGUUGAGGUCUCACCAGUGAUUUAGAAAGGUUUAACAUAACUUGCUGGCUUUUGUUCUCUAUCCCCCUGUUAAUGUCAAGUGCUACUUCUAAACAAUCUUCUCAGCUUGUCACUGUUACCCUCAAUGACUUGUGUAAAUAUAUCCCCAGGUCUCUCUGUUCCUUCACCCUGUUGAAAAUUGAUCAUUUCAUUUGUAUUGCUUCAUCUCAAAUUUCUCAAAAACGUCACUGCAUACUCUACGACAUUGAUCUCAGUCAUCAGUAACUUUCUAUGUUCUCCUGAAGAUUGACCCUAUCCUUUAUUACAUUUCUGAGUGUUUUAUCACCUGUAACUUUUGAACUUAUCCUGUGUGCACCCAACUGCAGACAGUCGCAAAUAUUAGAAAGAGCAGUGAUCCAGAUACUGACCCUGAGGGAGCACCACUGCGUACCUCCCUCUCUGUCUGAAAAACACCAUCCUCC